AUGUCCGACGAGCAGGAGCAGAAGCCCGAAAUCAAGCCCGAAACCCACAUCAAUCUCAAGGUCUCCGACGGCUCCAGCGAGAUCUUCUUCAAGAUCAAGCGCACCACCCCGCUGCGCCGCCUCAUGGAGGCCUUCGCCAAGCGCCAGGGCAAGGAGAUGGACUCGUUGCGCUUUCUCUACGACGGCGUCCGCAUCCAACCCGACCAGACGCCCGACGACCUGGAUAUGGAAGACAACGAUAUCAUCGAGGCCCACCGAGAGCAAAUCGGCGGGUCCUAA
Molecule: messenger RNA, 279 nt
Organism: Eremothecium gossypii ATCC 10895
Lineage: Eukaryota; Fungi; Ascomycota; Saccharomycetes; Saccharomycetales; Saccharomycetaceae
Gene: SMT3
Product: SUMO family protein SMT3
Exons: 1
Coding region: 1-279 (92 amino acids)
Biological process (GO): protein sumoylation
Cellular component (GO): nucleus; septin ring
Molecular function (GO): ubiquitin-like protein ligase binding; protein tag activity
Source: RefSeq, marked provisional